ACUACUGAAUUUGCUAGUAUAUAAGGGAAGAACCCUCCUUGUUGGUUUUCUUUCUCGUAUUUCCUCUGUCAAUUGACCUUUUUUUCGUCACGCCAUUGCAACAUCACCCCCCUGAAACCCAACACCGUGAGUAGGAUCCAACCCCUCCAAGACAUCACCUCAACCACCAUUUGGUAAAGACGUGAGGUCCUUCAUGGCUUCCAGCUUUUACUGAACAGCUGCCUGUUCGCUCCCGCCCUCCAAGGAAAGAAGCUCAGGCAGUCCAGAAUACUCACGCCCGCACCUGCCUUCCAUUACUGCACAUCAAAUACCCGACCCCAAGCUGUAGCUCCUCAUCCGCUUUCUCAGACUGACAGAAAUUAUCCCCAGUGUACACCCCAGGUCCUGUACUGUACCCAGUCCAUCCAAGUGCAACACAUAACCGGCAGCCAUGGGCAAGUCCAAAGUGGUUACGGCCGUGUUUCGAGCCCUCCAGCUCAUCCUAUCAAUCACGGUCCUGGCUUUGACCCUCACCUUCCUCAAGGGCCAGGUAUAUGGCGACCCCCCCACCACCACCAAGUUCACCAUCUUCGUUGCCGCCUUCACCAUCGUCGUAGCAGUGGCCAACCUCCUCGGCGCCAUCUGGUGGACAUGGCUCGAGGACAUUGUCCCAACGAUUGCCCUGAUGGCUCUGGACGGUAUCGCCGCAUUGUUGUUCAUCGCAGCCGGAAUCGCUUGGUCGAUUGGACUCAAGGAUACCCAUGGCUGCUCAUUGGGGGACGACGACGGCAGAGGCCUGUAUUUUACCGGUCUCAUCAACGGAGGCUUGAUUGAUGUUGGCGGAUCGCAGCCACUUGCUGGUUAUCUGCGCGAGGACCUAAAAUCCCCGGAUUUGGCAUUCAGUAGGCUCCAAGGGCUGUGCCACAAAGCUGUCGCGAACCAAAGUUUGAUGUUCGUGGUUGGGGUUGCGCUUUGCGGCAGCCUGAUCGGGUUGAGAUUCUGGAGCUACAAAAGGGGCGGACAGAAGACGACUUAUGUGUAACCACCUCCCACGGCCCCUUGGGUUGCACACCCACGACAAACUGAUGAAAUGGGGAUAGACAGGAUUACGGCCGACAAUUAUGGUGAUGGAUCUAAUGUAGAACGAAUUAUGGUAUUAAAC
Podospora bellae-mahoneyi is the source of this 1141-nucleotide messenger RNA. RefSeq lists its product as uncharacterized. The record is from RefSeq and is a predicted model, not a curated record. Lineage: Eukaryota; Fungi; Ascomycota; Sordariomycetes; Sordariales; Podosporaceae. The transcript is spliced from 3 exons. Bases 431 to 1021 code for a protein of 196 amino acids. Gene Ontology annotation, biological process: eisosome assembly; protein localization to plasma membrane. Gene Ontology annotation, cellular component: plasma membrane; eisosome.